This is a messenger RNA of Strongylus vulgaris, 807 nucleotides long. Lineage: Eukaryota; Metazoa; Nematoda; Chromadorea; Rhabditida; Strongylidae. The record is from the annotation of a GenBank genome assembly.
CCGGAUGCAUCGUCACCCAUUCACGGUUUCAACUGGCUCGUUGCCUAUAGUCGUCCAGUGUAUUUCUGUAUUCUGGCGGUCAUAGUUUUGGUACUGCAUCAUUUUUGUGAUGAUCCAAAUUAUGACAAAAUACCUUGGAAUUGGAACCCGUACCGGCUAUACGAAACUUCUGGAGAAAUGGUACUUCUGGCAGUUCGGGAUCUAUUCGCUACCUUCUUGGUAAUGUUACCGUUUGCGUUCACAAUGGGGUGGCUUCCACAGGUCAAUACUUUAAUGCAUCAUGUGCUUGAGCAGUUCGAAAUGCACAUUUUUGGCGGAACAGCGUCGCUGGGUGUCGUAAGUGCUUCCAUACAGAUUGUAAAAAGCCUUGCUGCUUGGGCCAUCCUGGGUGGUUUAUGCCAUUUGGCCUAUACAGUAGAUUCUACCACUACACAAACACCAGCAUUCUCUGCUUUUCUGUCUAUUGCUGUGGCGAUAUCGUAUCUGUUGAGCAGGUUUUCAUCAAAUCCUCAACUGUUUGUGAUCUUGCUUCGAGCAAUAUGUCCUUCGGUAGGAACCCCAAGUAACUCAGACAGUACUAGUCGUUUGUGUUGCGCUGCUGCAACGGAACAAGAAGAAGAUGAAAGAGUGAAAGAUUCAGAUGAAUUAGACGUGUCCGAUCCGCUGCCAGGGCGUCUAAAGGGUGCUGUAGUUUUACGUGCCAGGCAUGAUAUUCUUUUCUCGGCUUUCUUGUCGUUGCUCGUCUUUGCUUUGCAUUCUACUUCUCUAUUUACGGCUACACAACCGUAUUUUGCGGUAGGUUAUUAG